AUGGUAAAUUAUUUUAAUUUGCUCGAUGACGAAGAUGAAGAGGUUAAUGUUCCAUUAGAAAAAGAACAAGUUAAACAACAACAACCACAACCACAAACUUCAAUCUAUGUUCCACCACUUAGAACUAGCACAGAGGCCACAAAUAAAGCACCAGUUUCACAACAUAUUGAAAUUCAAUUUGAUUUUGAUUCAAAAAAUUUAGAAGAAACUUUACCAGAGAAAUGGAUUCUUUGGUAUGAUACCAAAAAAGCUAUAAAUACAACCACAACUGAAAGUGAUGGUGAAUAUCUUCAAAAUGUCGAAAAGGUUGGAACAUUUAAUACAUUAAAGGAACUUAAAAAUCUUUGGGACUCAUUAAAGACUCCAUUAGAGGUUAUUGGUAAUAUUAGUAUUUUUAAAGAAGGUAUUGAACCAGCUUGGGAAGAUUCAAAAAAUAAAGAUGGCGGUAAAAUUUCUGUAAACUACCUAAAAGAUAAUGGUGAUUUUAGUAAAGUUUUUAAUGCUUGGUUUACUUUAUUCACAACAAUUGUUUAUACUACUUUUGAAAAUUAUGAACAAUCUAACGGUAUCGUAUUAUCAAUUAGAGGUUGGGGUGCAUCAAUUAGUUUAUGGAACGGAAGUGCAGAACAAGAUAAAGUUCAAUCAAUUAAAGAAUCAUUCCACAAUAUAUUAUCAAUUAAAUAUUCAAAGUACUCAGUACAUAAAGCAGCAAUUCUUUUCAAAAAUAAUAAAAAAGAUGAUAUUAAAACUGGUGGUCAAUUAUAUAAAAAAAAGAGAGAUGAACAUGGUUUCACAAUUAAACCAUACAAUGUAAAUACUCAAUUAUUAGUUCAUCCAGGUUUCUCAGGUGCUUAUGAAAAGCAAUGGUCUGUAGAACAACCACAACAAUCACAACAAUUACAUUUAAAUAAACAACCAAUAAACUCAAAUAAAAUAUCAAUUAAAAAACCAUUAUAUACUGUAAAUACUGAAGAAAGAAAAGAAAUAGUUUUAGAAUCAGAUUUAGCUGAACAACAUCAACAAGAAAAAGAUCAAGUAAAAGAAGCUAUACAGCCAAUUAUUGAAGUACCAACAGGUGUUAAUGCAUGGUCAACUGGUUUAUUAUUAGGUCAAAAACCAGAAAAUAAUAAUAAUAAUAAUGAUAACACAGUUUUAGAGGAAGAAGAAAAAGUAGAAGAAGAAUUAAAGAAGGAAAAUAAAUCAGUUUAUUCUUGGAAUACUCAAAAAAAUACAUCAGAAGAAUCAUCAGCAACUGUCGACUUUGCAUCCAUUGCUUCAAAUAAACCAACUGCUACUAUUAAUAAAAAUGCUGAAGUUCCAUCAGGUGUUAAUGCAUGGUCAACUGGUAAAUUAUUAGUUCCAUCACCAUCAAUAGCUACUGAAAAAAAAUCAAAUUCGAGUGAGAAGUUAAUUGAAGAAAAACAAAUUGUUGAAAAGAAAGAGAAAAAAGAAAAAAAAGAGAAACCAGUUGUUGAAAAGAAAGAACAACCAAUGAAAAGAGUAAAUUCAAAAGAAGUUUUACAAAAAACAGAAGUAGUUUCAUCAUCAGAUUCAUUUUGGGAAGAUCCAGAACCAAUUGCCCCAGCUCCAGUUAAAAAAGUUGAACCAACUCCAACUCCAGCUCCAGUUAAAAAAGUUGAACCAACCCCAGCUCCAGCUAAAAAAGUCGAACAACAACCAAUUGAAACCCAACCAGAAUCAUUCUCCAAAGUUGCUAAAAAAGAUAAAUCAUAUAAAAAUAAAAACCAACCUCAACCAGUAUCAUCAUCAUGGUCAGCUCAAGGUCUUAGUAUUGCUGAAUUAAUUGCUAAACAACCAGAACCAGUUGUUUCCUCAACACCAACACCAUCUGUUGUUGAACAAAUUUCUGCUACCACUACUGUAAAUAUAGUUAAAGUUGAAACUGCACCAUCUGCACCAUCUGCCCCAUCCACCACACCAGAACCAGUUAAAUCAGGUUUACUUCAAAUUAAAGAAGCUAAAAAGGUUGAAGUUUUAGAAGUUGUUAAAUCAGAAACUGAUGAAUGGAAAUCUGUUGAAAAGAAAACAAAAACAGCCAAAAAAAUCUCAAAUGAUAAAGAAAAGAAAGAAAACAUCACUAAUAAUAAAGGACCACAAGAUAACUUAUUAAUUAGAAAUUUAAUAGUUGAAGAACCAUUAGAAUAUUUAUCACCAGUUAAACAACCACAAAAGAAACAAUCUAAGGAGUCAUCUAAAGAACAACCAAAAUCAAAAGAGCAACCAAAGGAACAAUCAAAACCAAAAGAGCAACCAAAAGAAACAAACACAGUUAAAAAGACAUCUAAAAAACAAACAGAAGUUACCAAAACCACCACUUCAAAUAAUAAACCAAAUAAUAAAUCAGUUACCCAAAAUACAAAAGACACUUCAAUAAUAUCACCAUCAUUAAAAAUGAAUUUAAUUGCUGUUUUUGCUGUUUUAGCUUUAGGUUUUAUUCUUAAAUAUUUAUUUGCUUAA
Dictyostelium purpureum is the source of this 2478-nucleotide messenger RNA. RefSeq lists its product as uncharacterized. Gene Ontology annotation, molecular function: RNA 7-methylguanosine cap binding; translation initiation factor activity. Gene Ontology annotation, cellular component: eukaryotic translation initiation factor 4F complex. Gene Ontology annotation, biological process: translational initiation. Bases 1 to 2478 code for a protein of 825 amino acids. The transcript is spliced from 4 exons. Lineage: Eukaryota; Evosea; Eumycetozoa; Dictyosteliales; Dictyosteliaceae. The record is from RefSeq and is a predicted model, not a curated record.